Molecule: messenger RNA, 2203 nt
Organism: Syzygium oleosum
Lineage: Eukaryota; Viridiplantae; Streptophyta; Magnoliopsida; Myrtales; Myrtaceae
Exons: 1
Coding region: 139-2031 (630 amino acids)
Biological process (GO): meristem maintenance; meristem development
Source: RefSeq, a predicted model, not a curated record
CACUGUCCCGUCCGAGUUACUGCACUUUCAGCUCACCUGCGAAUCCUCCUUCUCACCUGCGUCUCUCCUUCUUCUUCUUCUUCUAACCAUUCUGAGCUUUCUCUGCCAUCUUGGUCCUCCGUUGCCGCUUUCGAAACCAUGGAGAACAAGCCCAUCUUCAUAGUCGAAGAGAGGAAAGAGCUCAUGCUCUCCCCCAACAGAGACGCCCACCCGGCCCUAAGAACGGGUCACUUUCUCAAACCCACAGCGACGGAGCCCGACCCUCCUCCGCUCGUUUCCACCUUGUCGCCGCCGGAGAACUUGCCGAUCAACAUCAGGUUCAACAACUGGCGUCGCCCGACCAAUAGCUGGACCGCAUGGGUCGAUCGCAUGGAGUCCAUGUACGAGCUCAUAUGGAAAAGAGCUGGCAUUUACGAUGCCAUCAAGUGUUCGACAUUCUUGAUCCAUAAGCACACUCGUUUAGUCCUCGGGCUCGCUCAGAAUUGGUGUCCCGGCACAAACACCUUCGUUUUUCCCUGGGGCGAGGCCACCAUCACGCUCGAGGACGUGAUGGUCUUAGGGGGUUACUCUGUUUGGGGAUCGUCCCCUGUUUUGAGCCAUCUCAGGGACCAGUCGCUGGAGGUUGAGAUGAAGCUGAAGAAGCUGAAGCGAGCGAUAUCCGAGAUAUCAAAGACCACAGCGAAGAAGGCGGACAGCUGCAAGUGGAUGGAGAAGUUUAGGGACACUGGGAGCGAUAAUGAGCACGAUGCCUUCCUCGCGUUUUGGCUGUCGAGGUAUGUGUUCCCGCGCCCUGGCAAUGUGAUCUCUAAGAGGGUACUGCCGAUGGCCAUAGGUCUGGCUAGAGGUGUGAGGAUCGCCCUUGCGCCUGCUGUUUUAGCUCGUAUUUAUAGAGAGUUAAGGAGGCUGAAGAGUAUUUUAGAUGGACUAGUUCCCAGGUUGAAGGAUGGAAAUGAAUCGGAUUCGAUUGAUCUGAAAUUGUGGGCGCAGUUUGCUUUGGUUCAAGUAUGGGCUUGGGAGAGGUUUGCAACCCCCAUCAGGCCAAAUUCUAGAGAGGUUCAGCCAGGGGAGCCUAGGUUGGGUCGAUGGCACAAAUCACCAAAAUUGAACCUUCACAAUGUGCAUUCCAUGAUGGGCGAAGCCGGAUUGCAGUUUAAAUGGCGUCCCUACAGCUUGGUCGUGAAUGACUCAGCAUCCUAUGCAUUUUAUGGUGAGAAAGAGAACUGGGUGUCGCUGGAGGAGGACGCUGAUGGGGAACUGAGGUCAUUCGCUCGCUGCUUGAUGGCUCGUGAGUUGCCUGGGCUGAAUUUUGUUGAGAAGUACUCGCCUCAUCGAGUGGCCAUGCAAUUUGGGAUGGAUCAAGAUAUGCCUGGCCGUGUUGCUCCCUGCAACCAGGACCCCGAGAUUGCUUGGGACAACUACAGCAAGUCACUCCAAGAUGUGCAGUUGUACAUUCCAGCCAGGCUUUACGAACCGUGCAUAACAGCUCGCUAUGCUGAGUGGUGGGCUUCAAGGAGUUCAAAUAGAUCGGUGCAGGGUUUAAAAGGAAGGUCGGGAGUUAAUGAUGACCUGGUUCCUCCCGGUUUUCAGCCGAAAAGUUUAAGCGUUGACACGGGUGACUCCAACGAAAAUGAUGACAGGCUAACUCUGGGGGAACUGUUGAGGUCCAAAAGGCGAAGAAGUGCUGCCAAGAACUGCUCGGUUGGCGACUGCGACGAUUGCUCAGGGAUUCAUCAAACACAAAGUUCCUACGUAAAGAAUGUGGAGAAAACUGACAUUGAAAUGGGAGGGUCACCAAUGGAACCUGUGGAGAUAAACAGGCCCCACGCUACUGCUGCUGGAGGAGCUCAAAGAGACAAUGAGGAAGACACAAAUGAAGUAGGGCAGAGAUUUACUGAAGGAGGUUUAGCCGACGAAAAUACGGGAGAAAGCAGUGAGUGUUUAACGUAUGAAAUGCUAGUGGCUGAUCUCGAAGCUCGGAUUAGCAAGCUGGAGAGAGCAGUUGCUGAGCGAAAAGCUCGUAUUACCAAAUGAAAAGUUACUCCACAGAAUUAGAACUGUGAUGCUUUCAUGUCCACUGUCUACUGUCCUUCCAUGUCUGUAAUACUUGAACUGGAUCUCUUUUAAGUUAAAGCUCUUGGAUAUCAUUUCCUUUUCUUCUCCUUCUUAUUCUAUUACAUUUCAUUUGUCUUGCUUGGGGUUCGCA